CGUGAGGCCUAGUUGUACUCCUGGCGUCAGCCUCAGUCCUCACGCAGGCUUUGGCCUCCCCUCGGGGUCCUCGUGUGUGCCUAGAUGUCAUCCCCUUGCCAGUGUCACCCAGCCAGCUCCGACUCGCCCCUCAGACUCCACUCAAACGGCAUUUUCAGGAAAGCCUCCCUGGAGACCCUAACCUAGAACAGUCUUCAUGUUAUGUGCUCCUAAAGCUGGCUGUUCUUAUCAGUUUUAUGAAAUGAUCCUCUUACUGUGGGAUUGCACUUGCAGAUGCCUGCAGGGGCUGGGCGGCUGGGUCAGUGCAUGUGACACGGUCAAGAGUGGGGGACUGUGGAGAGAAGACCCACCUCGUGGGCAGCCCCGACUCAGCUCCAGCACAGGUGGCCCAGGUGAGGGGGUGGCCCAAUGCUACCAGAUCUUCCAUGUUUUCCAAGAAAACCAGAAAUCUGGAUUUUUAAACUGAAGUCUGCCCCCCACCCCCAGCCCCAAAUGUUGGCAAAUAAUUAUUUUUUAAGAAUGAUGUAGGCCAAACAAAGCACAUCUGUGGCUCCUAGUUUGUAGCCUCUUGUUUCAUGUCUGCCUUUCCCAGUUGACUCAGUUCAACGGGCCACAUGCGUGUGUUUCUCUGCUCACCAUAAUGGAUCAAGCAAAUGAAAAGCAGAAAUAGGCAAUGGAUGGCCUCUCCCAGUAGAGCACCAGGGCCAGAAGAAAGUACUGGAAAGGAGGUGGCCUCCCAGCCUCAUUUGCAUCCUCUCUUCUUACUGCCUGCUGGAAAUUUCUCCAUCUCCCUUUAAGUCCUGCACCCUGGGGGCCUGACCACCCUUGACCCUGAAGUUGUCACAGUUCUGUGGCUCAGGCCCUCUGUGACAUCACCAAGAGACCAGCACUGGGCUCCCCGUUUCCCGGCUACAAGAGCAAACAACCCACCAUGAGCAGCCUCCUCCUCCAGCCCUGAGCACCAUGCGGACGCUGAAAUGGGUCUUGUUCCUGCCCCUAUGCCUUUCCUGUUGCUCUGCCUUUAUGUUCUCUUCGCUGAGAGAUAAAGCCCCAGAGCCGCAGGGGAAGGUGCCUUGUGGAGGGCACUUUCGAACCAGGCAGAAUCUACCAGAGCACUCUCAAGGCUGGUUUAGGAGCAAAUGGCUCUGGCUUGUUUUUGUUGUUAUGCUGUAUGUGAUGCUAAAGUUUCGAGGAAAUAGUGAGAAUAAGGAUCAGAAUCCCACCGGCCGUCAACGCUGUUCAUUUCGCGGUCCACCAAAGAAAAAUCAGAACGCUUGCCCCAACAAAGACUAUGCGUUCAAUAUGUUAACCCAGCUCGAGAUGGACCUUGUGAAGUUCGUAUCCAGGGUGCGGAAUCUUAAAGUCGCCGUGGCAGCCGGCAGUAAACUCAAGCUUCAAAGCACAGAUGCGCCUGCAGAGCCGCACAAUAAUAUUACCAUAUAUGAAAUAUGGGGUGAAGACGACUCUGAGUGAAUGGACUUGUGUGUCAAAGUAGGAGAGGGAAAGUUGAGUGUUGACAGUAUUCAAACUAAUAAACUACUCUGAGGAAAAAGAAUUCUCUGAUUUAAGACCUUUCUUUUUAGCUUUUUUCUUGUUUUUAACUAGAAGGAAAAAAAACGUGAGACCAG
This is a messenger RNA of Choloepus didactylus (southern two-toed sloth), 1628 nucleotides long. RefSeq names its product protein FAM209B-like. The transcript has 2 exons. Bases 964 to 1473 code for a protein of 169 amino acids. The record is from RefSeq and is a predicted model, not a curated record. NCBI's taxonomy places the organism in Eukaryota, Metazoa, Chordata, Mammalia, Pilosa, Megalonychidae.